AAGGAAAAGCUGUGUUUAUUGCAGAGCAAGGGUACAACGGGACAGCUGCCUGUUUUUCCACGCCACCAACAGCCAUGGACAGCACCUUUGACCACCUGGACGCCGCUGGCUUCCUGCAGAUCUGGCAGCACUUUGAUGCAGAUGAUAAUGGGUACAUUGAAGGGAAAGAAUUGGAUGACUUUUUCCAUCAUAUGCUGACAAAACUGGGUCCAGGGGACAAGGUGACCGAAGACAAGGUGCAGCAGCUGAAAACACGAUUCAUGUCAGUCUAUGAUCUCACUGCGGACGGACGUCUGCAGAUCCAGGAGCUGGCCAACAUGAUCCUGCCGGAGGACGAGAAUUUCCUGCUGCUCUUUCGCAGGGAGACACCCCUGGACAACAGCGUGGAGUUCAUGAAGAUCUGGAGGAAGUAUGAUGCCGACAGCAGUGGCUUCAUCUCAGCUGCCGAGCUCAAGAGCUUCCUGAAGGACCUGGUUGUGCAGCACAAGAAGGUCGUGUCCUCCAGGAAGCUGGAUGAAUACACGGACACCAUGAUGAAAAUUUUUGACAAAAAUAAAGAUGGCCGGUUGGAUCUGAACGAUUUAGCCAGAAUCCUGGCUCUGCAAGAAAACUUCCUGUUGCAGUUCAGAAUGGAUGCCUCCAGCCAAGAGGAGAGGAAGCGAGACUUUGAAAAAAUAUUUGCUCACUACGAUGUUAGUAAGACAGGAGCCCUGGAAGGACCAGAGGUGGACGGCUUUGUGAAGGAUAUGAUGGAACUAGUUAAGCCCAGCAUCAGCGGCAUGGACUUGGACAAGUUUCGAGGAGUUCUCCUGCGUCAUUGCGACAUGAAUAAGGACGGAAAGAUCCAGAAAAACGAGUUGGCUCUGUGCCUGGGGCUGAAGGUCAAGGUCUAGCCCAGUGAGUGGAGACCAAUGCCCAGCCCUCCCCUUCACCUGCGGACCCCCUCGACAUGACUUUUAGAAAGGGUUGAGGGUCACUCCGAGCACGACUGCAAUCUCUACCGCAGAAUCGCACAAACUUGUAUUGUUGUAUUUAAUGAUAAUACUGUAAGAAAUAACCACAUACUGCACACAGUCCCGUAUAAUAAUACUACAGUGGCACACAGCUCAUGGAAAUAUGUAUUAUUACUUCUGAGCGAGGAACUACACAUAGAAAGCUUAUCAUUUUUGGUCUAAAAAGCAAAAUCUAUCCAGUGUUGCUUAUUAUUUUGCUCUAUUAUAGCAACUUGGACGGACUGCUGCAUUAAGUGAAUGAUAGAGAAUGCUGAAAAUGACCGCAAUUAUACAAUUUGGUUUGUGCCAUUAACUCUCGAUUGAAUUAAGAAUUAUGAAAAAUUCAUGGUUAAAAUAAAACCGACUUGUGUGCCUGGAUUCCAAGUUUGCCUCUGACAAUGGCGUCAAACUUCCUGGCCAUCUGUAUGCAUGCAGAUGUUUAACGAUUAAAAUAAAUGUAUUUACUGCUAG
Molecule: messenger RNA, 1463 nt
Organism: Scleropages formosus (Asian bonytongue)
Lineage: Eukaryota; Metazoa; Chordata; Actinopteri; Osteoglossiformes; Osteoglossidae
Gene: scgn
Product: secretagogin, EF-hand calcium binding protein
Exons: 11
Coding region: 75-893 (272 amino acids)
Biological process (GO): regulation of presynaptic cytosolic calcium ion concentration; regulation of long-term synaptic potentiation
Cellular component (GO): synapse; nucleus; dendrite
Molecular function (GO): calcium ion binding
Source: RefSeq, a predicted model, not a curated record